Molecule: messenger RNA, 9230 nt
Organism: Cladocopium goreaui
Lineage: Eukaryota; Dinophyceae; Suessiales; Symbiodiniaceae
Source: the annotation of a GenBank genome assembly
AUGUUUCAAUUCCUGUGCCAGCGCAGCUUCCACAACCAUGCCGUGGACGGGGCUGUGACCCUGCCAGCGGUCGCUCCAAUGGUGGAGGGUGUGAUGAAAUCUUUAGGCCGCCCGGUUUCGCCCGGAGAAGUCUAUCGGGUGUGGAAUGAACAUUGUGAUCCUGACAUGCACCACAUGUCGUUGGCGCACUUCGAACCUUUUCUGCGUGCUUUGCUGCAGGAUUACCUGCAAAACGCAGAUGUGCAAGCCGAGGACCAUCGCCGCCUCGCAGUGACCCGACCGCUGCUGGAGAGCACUGGGUACCCGGAGAUGGAAACACCCAGCCAGGAGCCAACACAACAGGCGAAGCAGCCGCAACAGCCGCAACAGCCGCUGCAAGGCGAACAAACCCAACCAACCCAACCAACCCAACCAACCCAACCAACCCAACCAACCCAACCAACCCAACCAACCCAACCAACCCAACAAACCCAACAAACACAACAUCCCACUCCUCAGAGGGGUCGGAAAACCACACCCCCGCCGAAAGCUAAAGCAGAUCCAAAACCUUUGAAAGAUGCAGCAAUUGCAAAAGCAAAACGGCCAACGACACCACAAAAUAGCAGCAGAUCAAGCAGCAAACCGCCAGCUCCACCCAUUCAAAUGCAAAGCAAACCACCUUCUUUCCUCAAAGAUGCGUUGGAUGAAGCCCAUGGUCACUUAGUGCCCGAGACCAAGGAACUGCUCCCACAAGAGGAGCUCUCAAAUGAAGAGCUGGAUCACCAGCAGCCAGAAAGCCCUGGUGUUUUUGCCUCCGCUAGCGAAGCCUUGAGUCGGUUGGAAAGCAUUUGCCAGGAACUGGGGGAGACUUUUUUUCUGGACCCAGAUUUCGGUCCCACAUCCGCGGACCCCACUGGAAAGAAGUCCUUACUUUCAGAUGGAAGCCUUCCUGCAGAGGCGUUUCAAAAAUUUCCGGGCCAUGAGCAGGUGGCUUGGCACAGGCCAUGUGAAGCAUGGUCCAACAAACAUCACUUUUGUGGUGAGUUUGCGGAUGUUCGAACUGGAGUCUUUGGCAACGCUUGGUUUGUGGGGGCUUUGUGCUCGCUGUCCAUGAGUGAGGACGAACUUUUCGGGCGCCCAUCCGGAUAUGAAGAGCCUCUGGGGGUUUAUCCAAGAGUGUUUUGGGACUCAGAAUUCCGACGGAGAGGCUUGUACUGCUUCAAGUUCUCCAAGCAGGGCCAAUGGAAAUAUGUCGUAGUUGAUGACCGUUUGCCCUUCCAUCGCAAAACUUCCCAGCCGCUGUUCUCCCACGCUGUUGGAAUCGAUUCCACACCACACGUUUGGAUUGCCCUGAUCGAGAAGGCCUACGCCAAACUUCAUGGCGCCUACUUUUCCCUGUGGCUGGGUUUCGUGGAUGAUGCGCUGGAAGACUUGACUGGAUGGCCUGCAGAAAAGCUCCAGAUCUCCAAGUUUGGCACAGCAGAGGGGAAGAAGGAUCCAGCAGCCUUGUGGUCCACCCUUUCGGACCUCACAGGGAAGUCGAUGAAGUUGAUGAUUUGUUUGCGGGCUGAUGCAGGUGGAUCAGAUGGCGACUUGGUGCAUAUCGACCCUCGGAGCAUCCGCUUGGAUGCACGCCCUGAGGCAGACUCCUUCUGCACCGGGAUCUUCCGCAACUGGGCCUAUCCCAUUGUCAGCCUGCGCCAGGCUCCGGGCACGGAGGCCUUGCAGUUCGUGCGGCUCAGAUCCUUCACGGGAACUUGGCAUGGCCCUUGGGGGGAUCAGGACCUGAACUGGAGCCAAGUGUCUCCAGAGUUGGUGGAACAACUGCACAGCCCGCCACCACAUGGAGCUAGCCUCGUGUUCGCAUGCCAACUGGGACAACAGGAGGAUGGAGUUCACCCAUCUAUGUUGCGACCCAUCAUGCCAUUUCAAAGCAGGCCGGAAGACUUGGCAAUGGCCCAUGAUGGAACUUUCUUCAUGCGGUUCGAGGAUUGGAUGCAGGUUUACAGCCAUGUUCUUCUUCGGCAUCAGCUGAAUGGAUGGAGCCGCAUGCGGCUUGAGGGCUCCUGGAUGUCCCACACUUGUGGUGGGACUCCCAUCCCAGUGAUGCAACCAGUGCUUGCAACCUUGGACAGCUGGGCCAGGAACCCUCAGUGUCUUCUAAGUUUGGAGGCAGAUUUCGAUGUGGAGCUUUGUGUCACGCUUCAUCAGUUCGAUGCGCGAUUGAACAGUGCCUCGCCUUUUCCAUUUGAAGAUCAGUUGCGGCAGAUCUUCCUCUGCAUCAUGCACAUGGACGGCUCUGAGCGGCUGACGGUCUUCGACAAGAAGCGGAUUGUGCGACACAACGGGGCCAGUGCAGCCACCCCUUUGAGUCAAAGACGGUCAGUGCUACUGCAAACCCAGCUGAAGAGCCCGGGACGCUACGCCAUUGUACCCUCCAUUUGGGAGCCUGAGUUGCCAAAGGGCUCUCAAGUUCCCUUUGUCUUGACGUUGCACCUGAAUUGUGACGCCGAGAAGUUCUUUGUUGAAGCAUCGGAGGCAGAAGUUUCCACGGAGCCAAAGGGGUCCGUGGCCAUGUCGGAUGCCGAUGUCUCACCAGACGCAGGGGUCUCCCAGGAGGUUCCGCCCAAAGCCAGCGAUUACGCCCAGGGCUAUGUAGGGUACAUCUAUGAAGAUGCCUUCAGGGAACUUUACGCGGAGAAAUCUGUUGAAGCCGAACCUGACCCAGCAGAAGCAGCUCCUGAGGGUGUGGAAGAUCCAUCAGCUGCAACUGGACCUUUUGUACGGGAUGAUGGCGAGAUCGAUCUCAACAAGGAGGCAGAUGAGAUCAAGGCCAUUCAGGAGCAGGUGGUCUCAGAGGAGGAACGGCUUCAACGGAUCCAGCAGCUGCUCCAUAGCAAGAUUGAUGAAGCCAGGGAGGGCGACCAGCAGGAAGCCCAAGAGCUUCUGGAGCACUGGGGUUUGGUGAUGCGGGAGCAGCUCCCUGUGCCGGAGAGCAAGCUGAAGCAGAUGUUAGAUCGUGAUCAGUUAGAGCGCGAGCAGCUCAUAGUGCCGCGCGGUAUGAUGGAAGACAUGGAGAGAUACUACGACAUAAAGAAGGGCACCAUCCCUCAGCAUGACAAUUUGUUGGCGAUUUCCAAGCCAGAGGAGCCGAAUCAUUUCAAGAUGACAAGAUCGCAGAAGCUCAGAGCAGAUGCAAUGCAGGUGAAGCCAACCCUCACUGAAGAGCAGAGAACUGCCAUUGCUGGUGAGUUGGAGGAGCGGCUUCGCAAGCGGCCACGCAUGCCAGCCGGGCUGAGUGCUGAUCAGAAAGCCAAGAACCGGGAGAUAGUGAAAAGGAUGCAAAUGAAGGUGAACUUCCUCAAGAAUCCUCGCUUUCUUGCCGAUCGAGGUGGCAAAGAUAAGGGCGAACCUUGCCCCUUUUGGUUCACACCAGAUGUAGUUCUCUUUCGCAACUACGAGAUAGGCGGACUCUAUCAGAUCCAGGUGGAGUUCCGCAAUUGCACUGGAAUUAGCAGACGACUUCGGGUUCUCCCUUGCAAAAGUGCGGCCUUUUCCAUCAAAGAGCUGCACUACGACAAGGAGCUGAACUCCCAGCGCCCCGAGCUGGUGGGCCUCGAUCCGCUGGCAGCUGUGGUGGCCCCGGGCUUGGCGGCCCAUCUGGUGGUGCAAUUUGCACCCAGCACGCUGAAUGAUGAGAACGACUGCAUCACAGUGUGCACGGAAAUUGGUGACUUCGAGCUUCCGUUGUUGUCCAGAAGAGAGCAGCCAAGUCUGAAAGUUGCAGAUCCUGUGGAUUGUGGAUGCAUGCUGGCAGGCAACAAUAUCGUUGAAAUGGUGCGAAUUCAAAACUCCGGCGGGGAGGGUGCCUUUCGGCUGAUUGUGAACGAAGACGAUCCGCCUGAGGACUAUUUUUACGAGACCUUUCCCAACACGGACUUGAAUUUGGUGGUGGGAUCUUUUUCGGUUUCCCCUGCGUCGUUUUACAUGGAUGCCAAUUCCAGCAUGGAUUUGCGGGUGCGCUUUGAUGCCGACAAAGUUGGACAUCACCGGUGCCCGUUGUUUGUUGAAGGUGACAAUGGUGAAAGAACAGCGCUGAACAUCGUGGCGGUGUGCGAUGCCAUUCGCUUGGAAAUGGUUCGAUGGCCCACUCUCCAAAAGGACCUGAAACCCAUGAUUUGUGAAGAUGGCACAUCUCCCUGGCAGUUGAUUCCCUGGCGAUUGGAUUGGCUGAAGCCUGGGACCCAGGUGGGUCACAUGGCCCAGCAGACGAUAGAGAUUGCCAACGGUGGUUUCAUGCCAAUGCGCGUGGAUUGGGCUUUAGCCCAGCCCCCCCGGCAGUUCUCCGCCCGCCUGGCCGUGGGCUCGCUGAACCGCUUGUCGGAUCGGCUGAUCAGCGAGAUCCACGACUGGAGCGUUCACCUGCCCAGGACGCACAGCUCUCCAUCGUGUCCCUUCAGGGUGGAGCCAUCCUCCACCACCAUCAAGCCCUUUACCAGGCAAAAAUUCACCUUCAGCUUUCAUGCACAUGGCCCUGUUGGCACCCAAUCUUCCGUUUUUGCAUAUUUGGUGGCCAGAGAGUUGCCGGACAGCACGGCUUGCAUCCUGCACUACAAAAAGCUGCUGGAAUUGCAAAGUGAGAUGCAGCCCGAUGAUAAAUCUUAUUCUGCUGCCUUGCCUCUCUUUGGAAGUAUCGUCAGCCAGCCUUUUGACAGAAAGUUGAAACACAACGGCUGCACUGAUCCUGUGGAAUUGAAAGUGGCAGAUCCAAAGGACUGCGCGGUGAGCCGCGUGAUUACUGCCGUUUCCUUGCAGGGUCGCAGCUGUGGACCCACCAUCUCAGUGCUUCCGCGCGUCAUCGCACUCCCUGGGGACGUGUUGCCCUUCAUCCCAACAGUGCGGGAAAUCAAGCUCCGCAACUCGGGGUACUAUGCCUCCUAUUUCCGGGUGAGAUUGACCUCCACCAUGCAUGCAGCCGAUGCCAACUCCAUAGACCCCCUGUGGAUUGUGUCGGUUCCAGAGGUGGGCGUCAAGCCGGAAGCUGCGGAGUCCAACCCACGGGUGGAUCCCACGUUGGAGGAGAUGAGGAUGCAAGCCAGUCGCUUGGCCAAAUCUUGGCCGCCGCUGCCACCGGAACCGGGGUUGCCUGGUGCCUCGCAGCUGCCGGGCUACGGAGCCUUGGCUUCCUGUGCUGUGGAACCACAUGAGGGUCGCAUCCCGCCGGGUGGUGUGGUGACCAUUCGGGUGACCCUGCGAGCUGUGCACGAAUGUGAUUUGGAUGGGCAGCUGGUGAUUGAUUUGCCGCUGAAUGCUGAGUGCGCUGACCCGGCAGCUGCCCCGCUGAAGGUGGGGAUUGCGGCAGCUGUCCGGUCGCCCCGGCCUGAAAUUCGUAGCCGGGCGAUUUUGGAUUACGGCGUGGUCCGAGCUCAUGCGCGGCACAGCCUGAAGGUGGAGCUCAGCAACCCCACUGAAAUGCCGAUGCUGCUCCAGUUGCGGCAAUUCAAGGACAAUGCAAGGAACCACGAGUUUCCGGUGGAAUCACACCGGGAGGUGGUGAAUUUAUUCUUGGAAGCUGUGAACAAGAAGUCCCGCGAGGGAUAUGCAGAGAUAGCAUCAGAUCAAUAUGUCGAAAUACCAGUGCAGCCCUGGGUACAUUCCAAGAGUGGAUGUUUGGACAAGAGCGGGCGACGGAAGUUUGGAUCCAAUCAGUCUGGGGAAGUGGAUGAUUCGGUGUACGUGGGAGGAGUACCAGAUGAAGAGGACUUCGUCUUCCACCCAGGCUUCCUGGCGCUGUGGCCCGGGAAGACGGGUGAGGUGGAGGUGACGCUGCGGAGCCGUGGCGUGGGCAAGUACAGUGCGCUCUUGGAGGCUGUGGGCUUCAAUUCUCUGCACGCGCAGUGUUUGGAAGUGUUUGCUUCCGUGCAACUCCCGCUUGUCCGGAUCAACACACAUCAUGCGCACUUCCCGGUCACAUAUCUCAGGACUGCGUCUGCACCCAUGGAAGUCGAACUGCGCAAUGAGUCGGAAAUGCCUGCGAACUUCAACUGGAACAUACCUGUGAACAUGGAAGCAUGUUUGGAAUGCCAAAUUCAGCCAGUGCAGGGACAUAUUCCGCCCAGAGGAAGGCAGCUAUGCACGGUGAUUGCGGUGCCAUCCAAUCUGGUGGAAGACGGAGGCAGAGCAUGCUUGCCAUGUCAGCUCUUUGUUGAAGAAAUCCUGCAGCCCUUGGAGUUGCGCGUCACUGCCGUGGUCUACGGAUGUGAAGUGGACUAUGCUGUGGUAGAGCCUGGUGAUUUACCCCCAGAGAUUGUGCUACAGCCCCGGCAGCCAGGGGAAUCUGCCUGUGAUCCCAGAGGGACCUACAUGAUCACCACAGGCCGUGCGCCUCGAAAAAUGCCCAUUGUGGACUUUGGGAAUCUGCCACUACAAAAGGCCAAGGUGACGCAUGUGGUGCUCUACAAUCGAACGGGCAUUGCCACGCCUUUCAGUGCAAAGAUCGAGAAGAAUCCGGCCUUUGAUCCUCUGGUGAAGGGCAGAAAGAUUGGUGACUACCUGGAUGCGGCCACUCGCAUGUAUGCUCUCAUCAAUCAAUCAGGCGGUGCUGAACCCGAUGAAGAUACUCUCAAGCAGACCUUUGAAAGUUCGCCGCAGCCUGCUGGUGCCGGGAACGAUGAAGAUGGCAAGGUCAAAGUGAAGAAAUUGAAGAGCAGCUUGAAUAAGACGAAGAAGACCAGCACCAAAAAGAAGAAGUGGAUUCUGGAUGAUAAGCAUGAGCGUCAGGCUUUCAGAAGCAGCUUUGGAGCCGAUUUCGCCAAACAGAAAGAAAUGAAAGAACAGGGAAGGAUGGCCUUGAAAGCUGGCCGGGGUUUUGCAGUGAAGGUGAGUCCAACAAGCGAUUGGCUUCAACCAUUCAGUACCGCCGUGCUCGCUCUGACCUCUUUCAGUGAUCUGCCCGGGCUGAUGGAAGACGAGCUGAUUCUCACUCUGCGCGAGCUUCCUGGUCACGCUGAUGGUGAAGUAUUCCGGAUUCCCCUGCGCCUGCAAUCGUAUGGCAAUCCCUUGUACCUUCCGGACCAGCAGGUGGGACUCAACACCUUGGCGCUACCUCCCAGGCUGAGCUGCGGCGUGACGGUGCCGGCGGAGAAGCAGCUGGUGCGCCGUUUCAAGGUGGGGAACAACUCAGCGGCACGCGUGGUGGUCAGCUGGAAGGCAUUUCCCAAGUCGCAGCUGGAGAACAUGGCGGAAGAUCGCAACAUGAUCCAUGUGGCCCUUUGUGGCCGAAGUCCUGACAUCAAGGAUCCCUUCAUCGUGGAGCCAAAGAAGGAAGACCCAAACAAGGAUGUGCUUCAGCUCAAAGUGGAGGAAGAAAAACCGGUGGACGAUGAGGAGCCUGACCCAGAUGAACCUUUCAACUUUAAGAUUUGGUCAGCACCACCUCCAGAAAUCGAAGAUCCAUUUUCCCUCUCCGGCGGCCGCCUUCCAAUGGUAAUUGAGCCAUCAGAAGCCAUAGUCCCAGAGCAUGGCACCGCCACUUUCACUGUGACCAUGACCUGCAUGAAAGCGACACUGACUGCGGCCAAUAACUAUCGCUAUACCCUGAUCGGAGACUGUCGCUUCACCGCAGACCGCGAGGAGCGCCUGGCCUUUGCGGAAACCAAUCCGGACGAGGAGUACGAUGACGUGGUGCCGCAGGAGGCAUACGUGGCCCCCUCUCAAGAUGAGCAGGUGAAAGCCCUGCCGGACAUCGAGCUGGACGGAGAGACUCUGGUGGACGACGACUCGGACAUGGAGGAAACCGCGCAAGAAAAGAAGGAACAUGCCAUUGAGGUGCCCCCGCCCAUGGAAGCCACCAAAAAGCAGAAACCCAAAAGAACCUUGGCACCUCCGCCUCAGCCACUGGCAGUGGAGCCUCAGCUGGAUGUGCUUGCAACCAUUGUCAUCGAUUGCGUUGGUGAUUGCGUUUUGCCACGCUUGACGGUGGACAAGAAGGGCAAUCCGGAUGUUGAGGAAUUCCCUGCACAGAACAAGGAGCAGGAUGACAUUGGUUCCUCCACCGAGCCGCCCGUCUUGAACGCCCCAGUCUUCAAGUUCACCUGGCCAGCCAUGCAGCAGGAUGGCCCCAACAGUGGCACCGGCGUUGUGCAGGGAGGUGCUGCGGGUGGACAGCAAGCACCUGGCAUCACGCUGUGUCAGGUGCGUCAGAUCAGCUUCUCCAACGACAACGCGUCCAAGGUCACGUGCCGCUUCAGAACCGAUGGACCCUUCAAGAUCCAACUGAUUCAGCAACCAGGACAUCAUCCGGUGCAGAACAGCCGCCCAGUGGGCUCUAAGUCACGAAAACAGGAGGAGGAUGAGAUCAAGGGGAGGCUCUUCGUGCUGUCAAAGUGGGAAACCAUCACUCUGCAUGUGGCCUUCAUUCCUGAGCAAAUCCCUGCUUCUGAGUGGCACCACUAUCUCACUCGCCAUGAGCAUGUCUUCAAAGGCGAUUUGAUUGUGGAGUAUCCUCGCGAGACAUCUGGCGAAAGCACCACGCAUAAGGAUGAUCUGCAGCGGAUACAUUUGGUGGGCACUGCGCGUCGCCCUGCAGUGCGAAUCCACUUGGUGCCCAACGAGUUUGACCGUCCGUUGCGCCUGGAAAGGGCUGAGAGGCCGCCGUGGUCCGAACCCAUGCCACUGAUGGUGGAGUUUGGCUACACCCACAUCACCAGUUCAGUGACACGUUCGCGAACUGUCCUGAUUUCCAACGUCACCAACAUGUUGGCCAAAUGGUCCCUAGCACACGUGGGUCGCAAGCGACGCGCAGCACCCAUCAUUGGGUCCACUCUGCCAGAGGAGGAGGAGUUCCGAGCGCUGGAUGACAAAGAUGCCUUUGAGUUCGAGAUCAGUGGUGGGGAGCUCCCAGGACCUUCCAAAGAUGGCUUGGUCCCAGGCUCCGAGGAGCGGCUGCCCCACUGGUGCGCCAAGAGCUCGGCCGUGCCCAGGCUGCCGGCCUUUGAGGAUGACGAGCGCUUCGAGCCGCAGAGGGUGAAGAUCUCCUUCCGGCCGAAGAAGAAUGAGCUAUACAAGUGCCGUUUCCGGGUGCAAGUUGAGAGUGGUCUGAGUGUCGACUUCAUUUGUCGUGGGUGUGGUAGCUAUGAUGAGGAAGAUGACAGCUUGGACUUCCAUGAGGCAUGAAAGCCAUAGUAGUAUUCAACGUAUUCCAAAUGCCCAGGUGUUCCCACCCCCUAGUAACAGAAACCUGCAUAUAGGAG